This is a messenger RNA of Penicillium bovifimosum, 1119 nucleotides long. RefSeq lists its product as uncharacterized. The transcript is spliced from 8 exons. NCBI's taxonomy places the organism in Eukaryota, Fungi, Ascomycota, Eurotiomycetes, Eurotiales, Aspergillaceae. The record is from RefSeq and is a predicted model, not a curated record. Bases 1 to 1119 code for a protein of 372 amino acids. Gene Ontology annotation, molecular function: oxidoreductase activity; FMN binding.
AUGUUCAUCAUGUCUGCAUCGCACAUAGCCCCUCUCUCUCAGCCUAUUACACUGAAACUCUGCGGAAAAGUGAUUCGCAACCGCCUGUACCGCACCCCCCUGAGCGAAUAUGCUUCAACAUACGACGAGGACAAUGUCGAGAACUGCGGAAAGCCUCUAGACCGAUAUGCGGAGCUUUACCAGGAGCUGGCAGAUGGUGGAGCCGGACUCAUCUGCACAGGAAACAUCCCGAUUCAUCGUGACAAUCUCGAAAACUACAACAACGCGGUGUUGGAUCCAAACAAUCCCUGGGACCCGGUUGCGGCAUUUGCCCCAGCAGUCAAGGCAGCCAAGUCUCGGGGCGCGAUCUUCCUUCCUCAAUUGCAAUUUCCGGGGCGUCAGGUGCCGGAGUUUUUGAACAAGAAUCCGAAGUCAUCGUCCGAUCAGCAAUUGGAGCCAUGUCUUAACAAGACGUAUGGUAAGCCUUCACCAUUGACGAAGGCUGAGAUUAAGGAUCUUGUCUCUCGAUAUGUGUGGGCUUCCGAAGUUCUCGCAAAGGCUGGUGCGGAUGGAAUCAUUUUGCAUGCUAGUCAUGGAUAUAUCAUGAACCAAUUCCUAUCGCCCAAGAUCAACAAACGAACGGAUGAGUACGGUGGAAGUCUGGAAAAUCGGGCACGAUUCAUCCUGGAGAUCGUCAACGCCAUCAAGGCUAAACUUCCGUCUGACAAAUUCGUGAUUGCAGCCAAGUUGAACUGCCAAGAUUUCAUUGAGGGUGGCCAGAGCUUUGCCGAGCAAUGCGUUGUGAUCAAGUGGUUGGAAGAGGCUGGCGUGGAUUUCUUUGAUAUCUCGGGCGGAACGUAUGCCUCCCCUGCCUGGCGUGGUAACAUUAUGACCGAGCUGGCAGAGCGCCCAUCGCAAAAGGAACGUGGAAGCUACUUUAUCGAGUGGGCGCAAGAGCUGAAGAAGGUCCUGUCUCGUGCUGUUAUUGGCACAACUGGUGGUUGGCGAGACAGCUAUCGUAUGUCCGAGGCUGUCGAACGUGGAGACAUCGAUAUGUGUGGAUUAGGACGACCUCUGAGAGAGGAUCCUGACUUCGUGAACAAAGUGUUGCGGGGAGAAGUCCGCAGAAGUAACUUGUAA